Molecule: messenger RNA, 3793 nt
Organism: Salmo salar (Atlantic salmon)
Lineage: Eukaryota; Metazoa; Chordata; Actinopteri; Salmoniformes; Salmonidae
Product: serine/threonine-protein kinase Sgk1
Biological process (GO): protein phosphorylation
Molecular function (GO): ATP binding; protein serine/threonine kinase activity
Source: RefSeq, a predicted model, not a curated record
UCCCAACCCGCUCCGCUACCGCCGCUCCUCCCUAGUCUUUAUCGGCUAUAUCAGGGAACAUGCGUCACCGGGAACCACUUUUAUCCACGUUUAAUGAAGAAUUAUUGUCCAGAGAGUGAAGUUAAUGUGACCAGAAGAAAGGAUAUCACUUUAUUUUCUGACUGAUACACCGGGCAGCUCCAUGAUACAGGCUACAGGUUCCUUCCUGGUCAUUCUGUCUCUUCCGUUUCCCUGUGUGUCCAGAGACACUUUUCAUUAUUCACACUUAAACACACAGCUUUUAUGAAACAGAGAAGAAUGGGGCUGAACGACUUUAUUCAGAGGCUGGCAACGAGCAACUCCUACACCUGCAAACAUCCUGAGGUUCAGUCCAUCGUCAACUUGGCUCCCCAACAGCAGGAGGCUGAGCUAAUGAACGCAAACCCCUCUCCUCCUCCCAGUCCCUCCCAGCAGAUGAACCUGGGCCCGUCCUCCAACCCCACAGCCAAGCCCAGUGACUUCCACUUCCUGAAGGUGAUAGGGAAGGGCAGCUUCGGGAAGGUCCUCCUAGCCAGGCACCGAACAGACGACCAGUUCUACGCUGUUAAGGUGCUGCAGAAGAAGGCCAUCCUGAAGAAGAAAGAGGAGAAGCACAUCAUGUCUGAGAGGAACGUCCUGUUGAAGAACAUUAAACACCCCUUCCUAGUGGGCCUACACUACUCCUUCCAGACCGCUGAUAAACUCUACUUUAUACUGGACUACAUUAACGGAGGAGAGUUGUUCUACCAUCUCCAGAGGGAGCGGCGUUUCUUAGAGCCUCGGGCCAGGUUCUAUACAGCGGAGAUCGCCAGUGCCCUGGGCUACCUCCACUCUCUAAACAUCGUGUACAGAGACCUGAAGCCUGAGAAUAUUCUACUGGACUCUCAGGGACACAUCAUACUCACGGACUUCGGCCUCUGCAAAGAGAACAUAGAACAGAACGGAACCACGUCAACGUUCUGUGGAACACCAGAGUACCUAGCUCCCGAGGUGUUACACAAGCAGCCGUAUGACAGAUCGGUGGACUGGUGGUGUUUAGGAGCCGUGCUUUAUGAGAUGCUGUAUGGCCUGCCUCCGUUCUAUAGUCGUAACACAGCAGAGAUGUACGACAACAUCCUGAACAAACCACUGCAGCUCAAACCCAACAUCUCUAACGCUGCCAAGCACAUACUGGAGGGACUGCUGCAGAAAGACCGCACGCAACGACUGGGACACAGCCACGACUUCGAGGAGAUCAAGAACCACAUGUUCUUCUCCCCCAUCAACUGGGAUGACCUGACCGCUAAGAAGCUCACCCCCCCUUUCAACCCAAACGUGACGGGCCCUAACGACCUUCGCCACUUUGACACGGAGUUCACAGACGAGCCCGUCCCCUCAUCCAUUGGCUGUUCCCCUGACUCCUCCCUCAUCACUGCCAGCAUCAAGGAGGCAGCCGAGGCCUUCCUAGGAUUCAGCUAUGCACCCUCUAUGGACUCAUACCUGUAGGAUAUGAUACCUGUAGGAUAUCAUACCUGUAGGAUAUCAUACCUGUAGGACAUCAUACCUGUAGGACAUCAUACCUGUAGGACAUCAUACCUGUAGGACAUCAUACCUGUAGGACAUCAUACCUGUAGGAUAUCAUACCUGUAGGACAUCAUACCUGUAGGACAUCAUACCUGUAGGAUAUCAUACCUGUAGGAUAUCAUACCUGUAGGACAUCAUACCUGUAGGACAUCAUACCUGUAGGACAUCAUACCUGUAGGACAUCAUACCUGUAGGACAUCAUACCUGUAGGACAUCAUACCUGUAGGACAUCAUACCUGUAGGAUAUGAUACCUGUAGGACAUCAUACCUGUAGGACAUCAUACCUGUAGGACAUCAUACCUGUAGGAUAUCAUACCUGUAGGAUAUCAUACCUGUAGGACAUCAUACCUGUAGGACAUCAUACCUGUAGGACAUCAUACCUGUAGGACAUCAUACCUGUAGGAUAUCAUACCUGUAGGAUAUCAUACCUGUAGGACAUCAUACCUGUAGGACAUCAUACCUGUAGGACAUCAUACCUGUAGGACAUCAUACCUGUAGGAUAUCAUACCUGUAGGACAUCAUACCUGUAGGACAUCAUACCUGUAGGAUAUCAUACCUGUAGGACAUCAUACCUGUAGGACAUCAUACCUGUAGGACAUCAUACCUGUAGGACAUCAUACCUGUAGGACAUCAUACCUGUAGGACAUCAUACCUGUAGGACAUCAUACCUGUAGGACAUCAUACCUGUAGGACAUCAUACCUGUAGGAUAUCAUAUCUGUAGGAUAUCAUACCUGUAGGACAUCAUACCUGUAGGAUAUCAUACCUGUAGGUAUCAUACCUGUAGUACAUCAUACCUGUAGUAUAUCAUACCUGUAGGAUAUCAUACCUGUAGGAUAUCAUACCUGUAGGACAUCAUACCUGUAGGACAUCAUACCUGUAGGACAUCAUACCUGUAGGCUAUCAUACCUGUAAGCCAGACCCCUAGAGGACAUCCUAUAGACUCCUAUAGACUCAUGAUAGACCAGAACCCUAGAGGACAUCCUAUAGACUCAUGAUAGACCAGAACUAUAGACUCUAUAAACUAUAAAGCUAUAAACCUCCAUGGACUGUUACCUAUAGGAAACAUCAUAGACAUUCCUAUGAAUUUACUAACUAGGAAGGACUCCCCAUGUCACGGAGGUACACACCUGUAGACCCCCCUUGUCCCCUCGUCCCUCCCUCUGACUCACAACGCACAACCUCUUCCCUCUCCAUGAUGGACUUGUACCCCCCUCAGACCCCCCUCCUCCCAAAUCCUAACCCAGAGUGGAGGUUAUUUUACACAUGUCUCAGGCAGCUUUAUGCACCCCCCCUUUCCUCCUCCCUACAACCCCCUUUCCUCCUCCCCUCUCUCUCCAUCACACUCGUCCAUUCUGACUCAUCCUGUCUCCCACUGACGGCUCAUGGCUGUGGGUGAAUCUCUAUGGGUCUGUCCCAAAUGGCACCCUGUUCCCUACGUAGUGAACCACUUGUGACAUCCUCACACAGGAUUGGUUGUCUUGUAGUCAGUGGGAGUGUCUGAAUGAGGCAGUUUCACACUGUUGUCCCUGAUUGGUUCGUCUGUCAUGACAUGACCUGCUCAGGGAUUCCACGCUGAAACGUCUCGACAAGUUCUGUUGUCUCUUCACUCUGGAUCACGUCGACUGAAACUGGACUCAGAGGAUGAUUAAUUUAUUAAUUUAAUGAUGAUUGGUUUAUUGAUUGAUUGAUUGUGGCGGUAGUGAGGAAGAAAGCAAAGCUGCUAGUAUCUACGGUUCUGUAUCUAAGUUCUGUUUUAAAGAACCUGGACCGAUACAAAGAGGACAUGGAGCGCAUCCCAAAAUGGCACCCUAUUCGCCAUAUAUAGUGCACUGCUUUUGACCAGGGCUCUGUCACUUUGGGAUCCAGGUGUGAUGGACAGAAUGCGUUGUGGUGUUGAGAUCCGUACGGUCCCCCUACUCCCUUUAGUCUUCCUGUCUCCUCUUGAUGAUGUAACAAUGCUCCAACGCUGUCUGAACUCAACAUUCCAUUUUAAUAAUCACUGUAUGCGACGGUUAAACGUUAUAUUUAAGUUUGUUUGUAUAUGUGGAGUCUAUUUGUGUACUAGUUUUAAUAUAUAUGUUAACAGGAAACUAAAGGUAUGCUUAAAUAAUGUAUUUUAACUAUUCAUGUUAAAUGUACUGUACAUUGUUUAGAUUUGUUCUUCUAUGUGACAAUGUUCAGUCUGCAAUAAAAAAAACUCUUCUGUUGUUA